Molecule: messenger RNA, 2569 nt
Organism: Drosophila pseudoobscura
Lineage: Eukaryota; Metazoa; Arthropoda; Insecta; Diptera; Drosophilidae
Gene: pasha
Product: partner of drosha
Exons: 5
Coding region: 500-2455 (651 amino acids)
Biological process (GO): primary miRNA processing
Cellular component (GO): microprocessor complex
Molecular function (GO): heme binding; identical protein binding; double-stranded RNA binding
Source: RefSeq, a predicted model, not a curated record
GUUGCCAUGUAGUAAAUUGAGCAAAUGUAAACAUAAAAAACUUAUAAGUUCGCGGUGAAUUGUUUCUUUAAUCACUAAAAGCAAUAUUUAUUAAGCAAAAAGUUAAUAAAAAGUUGAAUAGGCAUUUGGAGGCACGUGCGGAAAGUAUUGCUUUGGUGGUUUGCGGUGAUCUGUGGUGCAACAGACACAGAAUCCAUCGCAUCGCAUCGCAAAAGCCGCUUCCCACGGGCGCCCCAAACAACUAACUCCGCAAAAAAAAAAACAACAGAAAACCCACAAGAACUUGGUUGGGAUAGCUUCGGUUUAUCCGGUUCUUUCCAUGCUCCAAUAAAGAAACGUGAAAAGUGUACAAGUUGGGGGUCUCUGGCUUAACCAAUGUGGCACUUCCAAUGAAAAAUCAAUUACAAGUCGUUGGACGUUCUCAGUAUUGGUUAUUGGCAAGAAGAGCCCACAGGCAGCUAUAAGAGUUACAAUUGUAAAGAUAGAUUAGCGCUUAAGCAUGUCCGAGGAUGCAGAUACCAUGGCACAGGAGUUGCCGGCUCCGGCAAAUAGGAAGCGCGCCCGACUGGAGGAUGAGGAGCAGGCGCUAAAGGUUGCCGGCUUCUCGCUGAGCGCCAUUGAAGAGAUGCGACAGACACGCGACGCCGAGUUGCAGAGCGAGACCAUGGACCAGCAGCUGCGCCAGUUCCAGGUGCUCGACGAGAUAGGCACGGCCAGCGAUGAGGAUGAGUCAGAAGACGAAAAUAGCGAAAAGCUGACAGGCGAAAACGGUGGCGAUGACGAAGAUGCUGGCGAUGGUGAGGGAGAUGAAUACGAUUCCUCGGACUUUGAUGACGACGAAAUUGAGAAUCUCCUGGAUGAGAAGCUGCCUGAUGAACUGCGCGAAUCCAAGCGACCCAAAUACGAGCAGCGCUUCAAGACCGUAAUGGAAGAGAAGCGUCACAAUCACUUCGAGGUGCUGCCCGAGGGUUGGGUGCAAGUGACGCAUAACAGCGGUAUUCCGCUCUUCCUGCACCGUAAGACGCGCGUCUGUUGCGCCUCUCGGCCGUACUUCCUGGGCACCGGAAGUGCCCGCAAGCAUGCCGUACCAUUGGGGGCUAUACCCUGCCUAAACUAUCGUCGUGCUCUGGAUGAAGAGGCCGAGGCUGAACAGCAAAUCAAAGAGUCCACCCCGCCGGCAGGCGUUUGUCCCAUUGCUGCUGUUGCCAAGGCCGCUGAAGAGGAACCUAUGGCUGUGGAGGGUAAGGAGACAAGCGAAGCUACCACAGAGCAUACGACGACGACUAAGCCCGAUGUUAAGAACGAGGCACAGCCCGAGACACUUGCGGCUGUGAUGCCAGCAGCAAAAAUCGUCACCGUCAAGGAGAACACACAGACGGAGUCGGUGACUCCGGACCAACUGAAUGCGUACUGCCAGAAGCUGUUCAAGUUCAAGGUGAUCCGUGUGCUGCGCUUCCGCAGCUGGAAUGCGCGCCGCAGGUUCACCAAGAACCGAAAGCACAUCAAAAACAUCCAGAGACCCACUCUGCCCGAUGGCACGAAGCUUAUCAAGUUCCCCAUUCUAGCGGCUAGCGGAGAGGGCAACACCAAUCCUCGUGCGCGCAAGGAAUGGAUCAUGAACCCGAACGGCAAAAGCUUUGUCUGCAUCCUCCACGAGUAUGUGCAGCACGCCUUGAAGACGCAGCCCACCUACGAAUUCAAGGAGUUGCAGAAUGCGGCGACGCCCUAUUCGGCGAUCGUUUCGGUGAACAAUCUGAAGUAUGGUACGGGCUAUGGCACCAGCAAAAAGCAGGCCAAAUCGGAGGCGGCACGAGAGACCCUGGAGAUUCUCAUACCCGAUGUUAAGGACAAAAUAACGGGCAACAAGGACACGAAGGGCGCCACAGCCAAAAAGGGACAAAGCGAUCUAUCAGUAUUCGAUGACAUCCGGAUUGAGGAUCCCCGAGUCACCGAAUUCUGCAACAAGACGACAGAGCCUUCUCCCAAUGCCAUUCUCCUCACGUGUCUGCAGCGUAAUUACGGCAGCGAUGUGCAAAUUAGCCAAGAGAUUAAUCGGACAGCCAACAACAAGAACGAGUUUACCAUGACCGUCGGCAAGCACACCGCCAAGGUGGUGUGCAAGAACAAGCGCGAAGGCAAGCAGCUGGCCUCGCAGGCCAUCCUCCAGAUACUGCACCCGCACAUCCAAACGUGGGGCUCUCUAUUGCGUUUGUAUGGCAACAAUUCGAUCAAGACGUUCAAGGAGAAGAAGCUAGAAGAGCAGGAGAUCACCGUGCUGCAGAGCAAGGCGGCAGUGAAUCAGCCAAACUACGCCAUUCUCGAGAAGCUCAAGAUGGAGAUGCUCAAGCUGUCCGCCAAGCAGGAGAGCGUCCUCACCAUGGGCACCUUUGUCCCUCCCAACGAUGUCGAUCUGCCCACAUCGUCUGGCUCCAAUCUGAACAAUGUAGAAUUAUAGCAUACGGGAGCAUCCUCUCUAAAGAGAUCUGGCCUCUCACCCUCAUGACAAGAGCUCACAUCUACCAGUCUGCCAGAUUUAUGAUUAUAAAUAUAAAUUUUACGACAAUCGCGA